UUCACUCUGAAGUUAUGGUUUCAACCAGGGGGUCUUAAUCUUCACUUUGAAUCAUUCACAGAUUUUAACCUAGUUUGUUUGUUCCUUAUGACAAGUAGUUGUGGAUAUCUAUUGGUGUUCCUGUAUUUGGCUUGUGGGGUUUAUUGAAUGUUAAAGGAAACUUUUUGAUGGAUCGAUGGGUAAACCAAUUUUAUAUGUUUUUGUCUCCAUAACAUUCUGUUAAGAAAUUUGAAGCCAAAUAGGAUUUAGCAUUUUUUAUUUUUUUCGGAAAGGCAAAUGGUAUUUAGAAAGGGUGCUUCAGUAAAUGAUAUUUUAAUGUUUCCUUUCUAAAAGUUCAAUGUUCUUAACUUUAUUAAACAAAAAAUUUGGAAAGCACUCCAAUUGAUGCGAAGGAUUAAGAUUUGGAUCUUUCGUGAGGUGGUUAGCCAUUCCAACUUACAAGACCAUGUAGGAGGGUUGUCAUUUAAGCUAAAUCUUGAAGCUUUACAUUUAUAUUUACUGAUAUGUUUUUUGGGACAUUAUACUAGGUGUUGUAGGACCAUGGAUGAAAGUAUCAUUGAUUUUGACUUGAAUGAGCCUUCAAAUGAUGAAGUGGGGGUUAUAUCGUUCGAAAGAAAUACAUUCGAGUUGAAUGAGUAUCCCAAAGAAAUUGAUUGUUCAAGUGAAGAUGACUUAGCUGGGCAAAAAAAGAGUGAAGAUGACUUAGUGCAAAAUGUGUUUGAUCCUUUUCUUGGUCAGUGUUUUUUAAGUGAAGAAGAGGCUUAUGUUUGCUUUCAAAACUAUGCCCGUAGGAGUGGGUUUUCCAUUCGGAAAGAUCGCACAAACAAAAAAAAUGGAGAAGUAAGACGACAAGAUUUUGUUUGUCAAUGUGAAGGGAAACCACGGUUGAAACUUGUGGACUCCUCCAAAGAACAACGAAAUAAGAAAUCUGUAAGGUGUGGAUGCAAAGCUCGAAUACGUAUCACUUUAAAGAAAUCAUUUGAUAUUUUCCCUCAAGAAUGGCAAAUCACUGAGUUCAUUACGGAGCAUAACCAUGAGUUGUUAAGUCCUACAGAAGUUCGGUUUCUUCCUGUCAAUCGAAAGAUUUCGGAUGCUGAUGAAAAGCGUAUACUUUUGUUCAAAGAAGCUGGUCUUUCAGUCAAGGAAAUGAUGCGCCUUAUGGAAGUUGAAAAAAAAGUCAAACAUGGUUACCUUCCAUUCCUUGAAAAAGAUGUGCGGAACCUUUUAACUAAAAUUGGGAAGAAGCAUGAAGUUAACGAUGCUAUGGAUCUUUUGCAUCAUUGUAAGGUUGCAAAAGAAGAAAAUUCCAAGUUUCAAUAUGCUUUUACAGUUGAUGAAGAAAGAAAGUUAGAACACAUUUUUUGGUCUCAUGCCCUUUCUUUCGAUUGGUACCAAAAGUUUGGAGAUGUUGUCGUGUUUGACACUACUUACAAGGUUAAUGCCUAUCAAAUGCCUUUUGGCAUUUUUGUGGGAAUCAAUAAUCAUGGAAAGACGAUAUUGUUCGGGUGUGCACUUCUUCGAAAUGAGACAACAAGUGCUUUUCGGUGGUUGUUUAAGACUUUCACAGCUUUGAUGAAGAAACAACCAAAAACUAUACUAACUGAUCAGGAUCCAUGGAUUACUCAAGCAAUUGCAAAAGAAUUUCCAACCACAAAGCAUAGCUUUUGCAUAUGGCAUAUUACUAGCAAAUUUAGUGGUUGGUUUACGGCUGUUCUUCAAAGUCAAUAUCAAGAUUGGUGUGCUGAUUUUUACAAGUUAUACCACUUGGACUCGCCUGAAGAGUUUGAACACCAGUGGUCUCACUUGAUUGCCAAGUAUAAUAUGCAUACCAAUAAGCAUGUCAUUGGUUUGAAUGGGAUCAAGCACUUUUGGGUACCAGCUUAUCUCCGUGAUAAUUUUUUUGGUGGGAUGACAACUACAGGAAGGUCAGAGAGCAUCAAUGCAUUUAUAAAGCGGUUUAUUGGCUCUCACAGCAACUUGAGCCAAUUUGUUAAACAAGCUGAUCUUGCUAUUGAAGAUGUUCAACAACGAGAAUUGCAUGAUACAAUGUUAGAAAAAUAUAGAGGCUCUACUUUGAGAACAAUGUCUCCAUUGGAAGAGCAAGCUCGUGGUGUUCUCACACCAUUUUGUUUUAAAAAGUUUCAAGAAGAGUUCGGAAGAGCAACUUUAUAUUCAUUGCUUGGCGAAAAUGGUAAUGAGUUUAUAGUAAAGUAUCACGAGGAAACAACUACGAAAAAGCGUAUCGUGUUUUGGGAUGGUGAGAUGGCAACAUGUAGUUGCAAGCACUUCGAAUUUUGGGGAAUACUUUGUCGUCACAUUUUGAGUGUGUUUCUUCAUAAGGAUUGCUAUGCAAUACCGUUCACAUAUUUACCAGUACGUUGGAGUCGUGAAGUGCCACAAAGUGAGGAAGCACCGCGAGUGCUAGAGGAGGAAACUUUAUCGGAUACACCAAUUGAUGAUAUUCAUUGUCCUCCGAUUUCAAAAACCAAAGGGCGUCCCAAGACAAAACGAUUGAAAGGUGGAAAAGAAGCACGAAAGGUAACCAAGUCUUGUGGAUUUUGCAAGAAAGUUGGCCAUAAUAUUACGACAUGUCCGGAGAAGGAAAAUAUUGGUUUUGUCAACGGUUCACAGAAAAAGAAAAAGAAAACUUCAAGUAGCGACAUUGGCUUGAAUCCAAUCUUUUCUCUGAAAUAUUAGGGUGGUACAUAUGGAAGUUGUUGGGAUCUACAUUUAUUUUGUUUUUGAAGAUCUCAGUUCAAUUUGAAAGACUUUUGCACAAAAUGAUGGCAGGAACAUGGCUAUUUGGGGAUUAACUUUAUUUUGUUUCCAUAGAUCCCAACUUAAGUUGUAGAUUUUUGCACAAAUAGUAGUAAUAUGGGUAGUUGGGAAGUAAUUUUGUAAAGAAAGGUAAACUGUUUAUGCAGAUUGAUGGUUAUUUUGGAUACCCAACUAACUGUAAGUUGAAUUUGAUUAUAAUUUACAUUUUAUAUUUGUAUGUGCCUUGCUAUUGAUGUUGGAAAUGUGAGAUUUUUGUAUGGAUUUAAAGCCUUGAAUAGUUUAGUAU
Rhododendron vialii is the source of this 3064-nucleotide messenger RNA. Its product is annotated as protein FAR1-RELATED SEQUENCE 11-like. Lineage: Eukaryota; Viridiplantae; Streptophyta; Magnoliopsida; Ericales; Ericaceae. Gene Ontology annotation, molecular function: zinc ion binding. The coding region runs from base 385 to 2697 and encodes 770 amino acids. The record is from RefSeq and is a predicted model, not a curated record. The transcript is spliced from 4 exons. Gene Ontology annotation, biological process: regulation of DNA-templated transcription.